Molecule: messenger RNA, 1710 nt
Organism: Arabidopsis thaliana (thale cress)
Lineage: Eukaryota; Viridiplantae; Streptophyta; Magnoliopsida; Brassicales; Brassicaceae
Product: Galactose oxidase/kelch repeat superfamily protein
Exons: 3
Coding region: 192-1460 (422 amino acids)
Cellular component (GO): nucleus
Source: RefSeq, marked reviewed
GUUAAAAGCUCUCUUAAUUGUUUUAUUAAAAAAAGAUGAAGAAGAAGAAGAAGAAAGAAGAAAGAAGAAAGCUUCAAAAGAAAGAUAAGAGAGAAAAAAAGCUUCAAAAUCAGAAUUUCUAGGGUUUUUAUUGACUUCUCUUCCCGUAGAGGGAAUGUCAAAAGUGCACUAGGCCAGGAUUUUACAUAGAGAUGUUGACGCUAGGAGAAGAUCAAAUCGGUAGAAUUGGGGCAAGCUCUAGCUGGUCUAGGUCGAAGAAGCUUCGGGUUCAUCGCUACGAGAUUCCUGAUCUAAACGUAGAACCUAGUUUGGAUUGGGAUGGGGAAGAAACAGGGGAGGCCACUAAGGCUCUGAGCAGUACAUGUUUGAAACCUAAGGAUGCAGAUUAUUGUUUACUAAAUGUUCCUCAGCUCGUAUACGAGUUAGAGGUCGAGAUACUCGCACGCGUGCCGCGUUUCGAGUAUUGGAAACUAAAGUUACUUAAUAAGGGGUUUUCGCGUUUGCUAAAGAGUGAUGAGAUUUUCAAGGUGAGGCGCGAGCGCGGUGUAGUUGAACCGUCUGUCUUUAUGUUGUCGAGUGGUGAUACGUGUUGGACGAUGUUUGACAAGGGCUUUGGGAACUGCCAGAAGCUUCCGGAACUUCCUUCUGACAUAUGCUUCCUCCAUGGAGAUAAAGAAUCGCUUUGCGCUGGAACUCAUUUGAUUGUCACUGGGAAAGAGGAGAAGAGCAUUGCGCUAUGGCGGUACGAGUUGGAGACGAGCAAAUGGUUCAAAGGUCCCGCGAUGAUCACACCGCGAAUCUUGUUUGCUUCUGCUACUUGUGGGACUGUUGUGUUUGUAGCUGGUGGGUUGAAAAUUGAAGGAAACGGGACCAUGGAAGUUGUGGACAGCGUUGAGAAGUAUGACUCUAAGACCAAAACGUGGACGCUUCUACGCGGAAUGCAUAAGCGGCGGAAAUUCUGCUCUGGGUGUUACUUGCGUGGCAAGUUUUAUGUUCUCGGAGGCCGGGAUGAGAAUGGUCAAAACCUAACUUGCGGAGAAAGUUACGACGAGAAGACGAACACAUGGGAACUCAUACCGGACAUUCUCAAAGACAUGUCUUUCUCUUCUGUCCAAUCUCCACCGCUCAUCGCAGUGGUUGGGGAUGAUCUUUACUCAUUGGAAACCUCGGCGAACGAGCUCCGCGUUUAUGAUGCAAAUGCAAACUCUUGGAAGAAGCUUGGAGAUGUGCCCGUGAGGGCUAAGUCUAAUGGAGGAUGGGGCGUUGCGUUUAAGUCACUUGGAGAUAAGUUGCUUGUGAUUGGAGCAUCAGCCGGUCCGUCUAGGGCCGAGACAAUGUCGGUUUACACGAGCCGUCCAUCCGCAAAUCCUGCGAACAAGCUGUAUUGGGAGGAGUCUAAACGUUGCUGUGGCGUUAGGUUCAAUCAUUUUAUCCUAAACUGUUGUGUAAUGAUUGCGUAAGGGCAAAAACUUUGCGAAGCUGUGGUUUUGUGUGUGUGUGAUUGAAUAGAACGGUGCUAUUGUGGGUUAUCUUCUGAUUCAGAGUCUAUCUUGAGUUUUUGGUGAACGCUAGUGAUUGCUCAUUUUGUGAUAUAUCUUAAGCUUUUGCAAGAUUGUGUUAAAAAUAAGAAAGGUUGUUAUAUCUGAAUAAUUCGAAACAAUCUGUCUAAAUCGAAUGAGCUUGUUUCAAUUCAAUUAGAAUUGUUUAUAU